Molecule: messenger RNA, 2978 nt
Organism: Pelodiscus sinensis (Chinese soft-shelled turtle)
Lineage: Eukaryota; Metazoa; Chordata; Testudines; Trionychidae
Source: RefSeq, a predicted model, not a curated record
CAGAAAAGAUGGAGGGUGCACAAAAGAGGCGGUGUCUCGUGGGGAUAAGAACAAGCCGGCGCAAUGAGGCCAUGCGCAUAGUGGACCUGAGACACCACCCAUUCCAUAUCAAAAACAAAAUCAGAGACUGAAACAAGACCCAGGCUCCAACAAAAUGGACUAUUUCCAAGUAUUUGAAAAGCUUCAAACAGCUGUGGAGAGGAAGAAAAGUUUCACAGUCCAGAGUGAGGCAGAUGCAUGAAAACAAGCUCUCUUCUAUAACUGAUUCUUUUUUGAAAGCCAGGAGGGCAUAAGCAAAGACCUAGAUCUCCAGGGACUAGAUCUCAAUUUGAAAUUAUGUUUGAAGAAAACAUGACUUCAAAGUAUUUAACCAGGUCUACCUGUCCAGAAGAACCCCAAGAAACUAAAACCGCAAUUUCCAAUGUUUUGGGGCUCCAGGAAAGCUUGGGAUAUGGCCCAGCAGACAACAGUAGUGAAGGAUCUCCUACUGCCAAUGACUUCUCAGUAAAUUCGACUUCAUUGCAGCACCAUCUUCUCAGCCUGAAGAAGCAGAUGUCCAGGCAAAAGGCAGAGUAUGAAGCUAAAAUUACAAGCCUGGAGCAGCGGACCAAAGAGCUGCAAUCAGAGAUUAAGGAUCUACAUUCAAAACUGGGUCAGCAGCGGAAGUGGUACAGUCUGGUGGAGAUUAAAAUGCGAAAUGCAGAAAGGGCACGGGAAGAUGCAGAAAGAAGAAACGAAAUGCUUCAAAGGGAAAUGGAAGAGUUUUUUGAUACCUUUGGGGAAUUAACAAACGAUGUGAAGAAGACAGAGAGAAAAUUGUUCAAAGUUUUUAAAUCAAUGAACUAGAUCAGUUUGAAAAAAAGAGCUAAUAUUUGAUUAAAUGGUUACUCUUUUCAAUGCAGAAAUUAGAUUCUGAAUCUUAAAAUAAGCUUAGUAAUAAAAUUAAACUUCUUUAAACUUUUCAUACAAAUGGGAUAGAAUUGCAGCAUUUUAUUAAACCAAGUAAGUAAUGCCUAUUAACUUUAAAUAGCAUAAAUCUGAUUUUGAAAGUUUUGUUAAAAAUUAUUUUUGCCUGCUCAUAUAAAAAUCUUGUAUUUGUUCAAGACAAUCCAAAAACUGCAGUGAGAACAGCACACUAAUAAGUCACGUCAGCACUGAGUGGAAGAAAAAAAUCUUUAUUUGAACCCAUGCGAAGCAGAAUUGAUUAUAUUUCAGUCUAUCCAUUUCUCCAGCCACAGAGUAACUAACCAAAUAGCCUUAUUACAGUUAUACUUGUAAAUUAUCAAUAUAGUUUCUCUAGUCACUAGCAUCAACACCAACUAAUGAGCAACCAAGGUCAAUUCAGACGCAUGUCAAAGAGUUUAAAAACUUGAAUUUUCCAAAAGCAAAACCAGAACAAUAAUCAACACAGUUUAUAUUCUGAACACUGGGAUAACUGAUGGCCUGUGUUAUGAUGGGAUACAAACAAUAAAUUAUGUAUUUAUGGCUACCGAUUGCCAGUUUUCAGAGACAAGAAGAAUACAUAAUUGAGUGACAUUGUAUUACAAAAAUGGAGGACAUAUUUGUAAGUCAUUUCAGUGCCUACGGCUAGUUGCAUUUUUCCUCCUCUUCAGUACCAGUCAGACAAUUGUUUUUCUCUGUUCAGAAUGAAAGAGCAAUUCCAGAUGGUUUCUGCCAAAAACGAAGUAUACAGAAAGAAAAUUCCCUUUUUUGAACAUUCCUUACCAUUGUCAAUUUUUUAAAGAAACUUACUCAGAUGAAUUAUGUAAAAUAAACCUUCUUGAUUUUUUUUUUAAAUCUAUUUGGUCACCAACUAGUCUAUUUGGAAAAAAACUAAUGCUACUUGGAUAUUUUUUCAGAUAAUGAGGUCUCAAGCGAUACAUGCCAUUUUCAGAUCAAAUCAAUAGGAAAAAGAUUUUUUUUUUUUUGCAAAAAGUAAGUAUUUUAAAGAAAAGCAAAUCCCCAAUUGGUCAGUGUGAUCUGUAUUCACCAAAUUACUUAAUUAUAAUCACACUUCAAUGUUUUGCUAACUAGAAGUGGGAUUAUUCAUGUGUUUAUUUAUAGCACGUACCUAACUACUUUGCUGCAUCGGGACCUACUUUCAGCAUAUGGUGAUGUCUGGAGUUAAGGGCCACAAGAGUGUCUAUUAUAUAGUUUCUUAGUUCCUAACUUUCUCAAACUUAAUUCUCAAACUGAAGUUCUGUGUGUUCAAUCCAAGGGCACAUAUUUCGGAAAGCUUGAGCAUACACAGUUCAGUUUUGCAAUAAAAAAAGAUACACUUCUCCCAUGUGAAGAGAAGAAAAGAAGAAGUGUGACUUUGUUAAAGGCUUCUCUUGUGCUUUACCUGGAGGCAAUAAAAGCUUGAGAUUUAUCAGGGAGAGUGGCCCAAUGAGCAAAUUUUGAUUGUACGGGCGGAGGGGGGGGAAGCGGAGUCAUGUUUGCCUUAAUCUGGUCAUAAGGGCUAAAAACAAACAAAUCCCAAAGCCUUACUCUCUGUGUUUGUGUACACAUUGGGUCGAAUUGUAUUUUAAUGUAUAGGUGCAUAUACAGGAUGAUUUAUGAAGGCACAGAUGGAAUGACUCAAGAGUCCAUAGAAGUGCUAACUCAUUUCAUUUGAUUUGAUAAUACGUGCACUGCAUGAGGGAGUACGUGUAUUGCCAUCAUAAGGUAUAAGAGAAUGAAAAUAAUCUUCAGACCUGAGGAACAUUGUUCGUUGGAGACAGGGAGCACCGGCUAUCAAUUGGAUGGUCUUUGAAUGUGGGUCAGUUUAUGAAGCCUCAGUUCUGAAAAUAAACCUUAGUUCUGUGAAAAGGAAAGAACAAAUUUGAGAUCAGGAACGAGGUGCCAAUGCAGAACCUCUCACUGCAACACAGCCUCAUUCUAUAACAGGGGUCACCAACCUUUCAGAACAGUAAUAGAGAUGUAGCCCUGUUAGUCUGGUCUUACUGAAACAAAAGACAGGACUAUGCAGCACUUUA